Molecule: messenger RNA, 1679 nt
Organism: Periophthalmus magnuspinnatus
Lineage: Eukaryota; Metazoa; Chordata; Actinopteri; Gobiiformes; Gobiidae
Gene: adsl
Product: adenylosuccinate lyase
Exons: 12
Coding region: 179-1618 (479 amino acids)
Biological process (GO): 'de novo' AMP biosynthetic process
Cellular component (GO): cytosol
Molecular function (GO): N6-(1,2-dicarboxyethyl)AMP AMP-lyase (fumarate-forming) activity; (S)-2-(5-amino-1-(5-phospho-D-ribosyl)imidazole-4-carboxamido) succinate lyase (fumarate-forming) activity
Source: RefSeq, a predicted model, not a curated record
AAAAAAUCCCUGCCGUAAAUGAAGACGCAGUGUCGUAAAUCCGCACAGAUGCUCCAUGUGAAUCUGGAGACAAACUAAACCCCAGUCCAGAGGGUUCUUGUGCAGCCUGAGCGUGUCCCCGUGUCUCUUUAGGAAAGUUCUUGCAAAAGAGAGGAAAAAAAACACCCAGAUUUGAAACAUGGAGGAUGAUUUUAUGAAGUAUCGCUCCCCGCUGGUGUCGAGAUACGCGAGUAAAGAAAUGGCCUUCAACUUCAGUGACAGGAAGAAGUUUUCUACCUGGAGAAAACUCUGGAUCUGCCUGGCCAAAGCAGAGAAGGCUUUAGGUUUGCCCAUCACAGACGCUCAGAUCCAGGAGAUGGAGAGCCACGUGGAGGACAUCGACUUCACCAUGGCCGCAGAGGAGGAGCGCAAACUGAGACACGACGUCAUGGCUCACGUGCACACCUUCGCUUACUGCUGCCCGACCGCCGCACCCAUCAUCCACCUGGGGGCGACGUCCUGCUACGUGGGGGACAAUACGGACCUGAUUAUGCUGCGGGAUGGUUUUGACAUUCUGCUGCCUAAGCUGGCCCGAGUUAUCGACCGGCUGGCCAACUUUGCAGAAAAAUACGCUGAUCUCCCAACGCUGGGCUUCACGCACUACCAGCCGGCUCAACUCACCACUGUGGGCAAGCGGGCGUGUCUGUGGCUGCAGGACCUCGCCAUGGACAUGCGCAAUCUACAGCGAGCGCGGGACGACCUGAGGUUCAGAGGAGUCAAGGGGACCACGGGGACUCAGGCCAGCUUCCUGCAGCUUUUUCAGGGAGAUCAUGACAAGGUAGAAGAGCUGGACAGGAUGGUGACUGAGAUGGCAGGCUUCAAAAAAUCUUACCUGGUGACUGGACAGACGUACAGCCGCAAGGUCGACGUUGACUGUCUGUCUUGUCUGGCGAGUAUGGGAGCCACUGUGCACAAGAUCUGCACAGACAUCCGCCUCCUCGCCAACCUGAAGGAGAUCGAAGAGCCUUUUGAGAAGGAACAGAUCGGUUCCAGUGCCAUGCCGUACAAGAGGAAUCCCAUGAGGGCGGAGCGCUGCUGCAGCCUCGCCCGUCACCUGGUGGCGCUGAUGGCCAACCCUCUGCAGACGGCCUCAGUGCAGUGGCUGGAGAGGACGCUGGACGACAGUGCCAACAGGCGGAUCUCUCUGCCCGAGGCCUUCCUCACCGCAGACAUCAUUCUGAGCACUUUACAGAACAUCACCGAGGGGCUGGUGGUUUACCCCAAAGUCAUCGAGAGGCACAUCCGCCACGAACUGCCCUUUAUGGCCACGGAAAACCUGAUCAUGGCCAUGGUGAAGGCCGGAGGGAACAGACAGGAUUGCCAUGAGAAGAUUCGCGUCCUGUCGCAGCAGGCAGCGGCCGUGGUCAAACAGGAGGGAGGAGAUAAUGACCUGUUGGCCAGAGUCCAGGCUGACCCGUACUUCGCUCCUAUCCUGGGACAGCUGGACUCUCUACUGGACCCUAAGACCUUCAUCGGCCGCGCUCCUCAGCAGGUGACCAGGUUUCUCUCUGAAGAAGUGCGCCCUCUGCUGGAGCCUUACAAAUCUAAAAUGGAUGUCAAGAUUGAGCUGGAAUUAUGAUGUAAAUGAACCUGUAAACAAAUAUAAAUGGUACAGUGGUGUUAAAUAAAAUAUAUAAAAA